AUGCGCUUCCACGUUCCCUUCCUCCUGGCCCUUACUGCCAUUACACAGGCAACCCCUGUCCCAAGCGAGCUCGUCAAGCGUGAUGGCGCCGCCGUGCUGGACGCUGUCAACACCAUUUCCGAGGCAAUGGUCACCCUCAACACCACCGUGACCUCCUACAAGGGCGGGCUCAUCGGCACCGGCACGGCCCUUAAAAUCGAGUUCCAGUCCAUCGCGCUAAGCAAUGACCUCAAAGACGGCAUCUCGACAACCAAGGACUCUGCCAACUUCACCGAGGAGGAGUCGCUCAGUGUCUCCGGUGCUUUCCUCGACCUGCAGCCGAACAUUUUCACCACCCUUGACAAUAUCGUCUCGAAGAAGCCGCAGUUUGAUACGGGGUUGUUGGGCAUUGGGUCGCUGUCCUUCUUGGUCAAGUCUAAUUUGGAGAACCAGAGGGAUCUUGCGGCGGAGCUUGGGGAGGAGGUUACUGUUAAGCUUACCCCGGCGUAUGCGGCCAUUGCGCCGGCGUUGAACAAGCAGAUUGCCGAUAAGUUUGAUGAGACUAUUGCGGUGUUUGAGUAA
This is a messenger RNA of Aspergillus puulaauensis, 561 nucleotides long. Its product is annotated as cell wall mannoprotein 1 family protein. Gene Ontology annotation, cellular component: extracellular region. The record is from RefSeq and is a predicted model, not a curated record. Bases 1 to 561 code for a protein of 186 amino acids. The transcript has a single exon. NCBI's taxonomy places the organism in Eukaryota, Fungi, Ascomycota, Eurotiomycetes, Eurotiales, Aspergillaceae.